AAAAAAAAAAAUAGUUCUCACUUGUUGAAUCACGAUUUUUUUGUCUCCAAAUUACAGAACCAUUCUUCCCUAUUGAGUUUCUGACUAAGAAAUUACGGGUAGCGCUACCUCCGUUGUAAAAUGAUUAUCUUACAUGUGACGAUAGAAAUGAAGUUGACAAUCAUUGAGCACAAAUUUUAAUUUUGAUUUAUUUUUCUGUUAGAAAAUAUUACUCCCUCCAUUCAAGCAAAAUAGUCUAUAUUGAGUUUUCAAAUUUGUAUUAAAAUUCGUAAAAUUUCAUUACUCAAUGUGGACUAUUUUUUUGGGAGGGAGGCAAUAUUAUAGAAUCUGAAGUUGAUAGAUGCGGCUUGGGGCCAAAGCAGUCCUCAUCAAUUCGUGCAAUUUGAUGGUUUUUCUUUUUUAUUAUUGUGCUAUUUGUCUCCUAGUUUUAAACAAAUGAUAACAAGGAAAACAAUUUGGUCAGCAAAUUUUGUAACUUUUAGCAGAUCGGAUCCUGUGCUAAUUUUUUAUUUUUAUUUUGGUAUUAUUUGUCUAUAUUUAGUAAAUUAAAAUAAAUAAAUAUGGUGGCUAAGAAAAAGACAGGAAGCUUCUUUGUCUCUUACCGUAGUUGUCUGCUAAACCAAUUACACAAUUGGCACUUUGGAAUAAUAAAUUAGUUAAUUAACUAACUAAAUAAAAAAUAUCACAUAGUCAAGGGCUUACUCUUCAUUUAUUAAUUUUUAAAAAAUUGCAUUGGAGAAUAUCUCAAGAAAGUCAUCUAAGACUCUAAUUAAGUAUUAUUUUAAUAGUAAUUUAAAAAAAGGCCAUUAAUGAUUAAUGUUGAUGCCAUUAAUGGAAAUUGUGGAUCAUUUUAUUCAAAGAUACAUAAUCCAUUUAAAAAAUUCCCACUUGAUCCUCUUUGUUUUUUUUUUUUUAAUUUGUUCUCUUUAUUUUAUUUUGUGGCCAGUUGUUUUAGCCUUUUAGGAGCAAUUUUUCUUCAAAUUAGGGCUUUUGGAGCCCCCAAAAGGUCAUUUUGAGUGAAUUGGGCAUCACUCUUUUUUGUGUGAAACUCUAAAAUUAGAAUGCGGUCAAAAUAGAAGUGUGCAUGGGGCAGAAUAAAGUUUUGUACAAAGUGGUUGUAGUGGGAGUGGAAGAGAAUCAUUUACCCUUAAUCAUAUGUCGAGGGUUCGAAUUUCGUCAUGGACAUGGAGUAAUCUUAAAUACUUUGGCUAGUUGUCCCAUCCACCGAGAUGCCUAUAAUUCAGCGAUGGAGAUUAACAUCCUGCAAAUAUACAAAAGAAAAAAAAAAAGGAGUAAUAAAUACACAAGAUCGGUUUAUUUUGUAACUAACACAAAUUAGAUAAACGAUAUUUGCGAUUUAUUAACUAAUAAUAACUGCAAAAUCUCAUAUACUCUAAUUCGGAACAUUAAAUUUCAUGAACAAAAUGAUUGAUUAAAAAAAAGAUUUGAUAUACACAUCGAAUUUAGCUAAAAAUUCCAAAACUUAGGGAAAAUUUGUAUCAAGAAGAGCUGUGGACAAAAUCAUGUUUGCAAAAGGGAUACAACUUCUUAAUAAUUUGGAUUAGGAAAACUAAGUUAAUUUUCAAAAAAAAGAAUUUCGAUUGUAGAAAUAAGAUAUAAAAUUGGAUUUAUCAAAUUUAUGAUAUUAUCUAAAUGUUAUUAUUAAAUCAUCUGGAAGACUCGGUAAAAAUUAGCGAGAAUAAUAAUGAAGAGUUUAAAGAAACUUUUGACUUUGUUUAAAUUCCUCAAAUAACCUCAGCCAAUGGUUUUAUUAAUGAAAUUAUUUUUUUAUUUGUAUUUAAUAUAUAUAUAUAUAUAUAUUUAUAUUUUUGCCUAUAGUCACUCGUCAAAAACCCCUCUUAACCAUACAAUAACACCUCGCUGUUCCCUCCUUUUUCUCUCUCUUUUCUCAGUCUUCUCCCUAUUUUUUCUCUGAAACAAAUUACAAUCACUUCCAAGUCUCCUACUAAUUGUCAACUUCCUGGUGAAAAUUUUCACUGUUUUCUCCUUGUUAUACAAACACACUUUUAUUCAGUUUUCUCUGCACUUAUCAGUUUUCUGCUAGCUCUUGAAUGGUUACAACCAUAUCAAAGACUGGUGAAUGAAAAGGGCUUUAAUCAUCUGCUGUGAUUGUGUUCUGUUGAGGAGGAUUUGAGGCUAUCUUUUUGUGAUCCCGGAUUCACUCUGGAGCUCGAGAAGUUGGAAACAUGCAUGGGAAGUCGAUGAAUGAGUCAACAGGAGAUAUUCAAAUAAGUUUUGGUUAUCAGUGUGCUUUCCAGGAAAAGGAUCCUUAUAAUCUACCAAAAGGAAUUGACAUUCCUUCUGCAAUAUUUGGCCGAAGAAACAACAGUUCAUUCUGCUUGUCUGGUGCUGCUUUAAGUGCGAAUGCCACUUUAGCCAACACGAACAUUUGCAAUGGGUUGAUUGGGGCAGAGAUAUUGCCAACUUUGGAUUCUCCUAAUUCAUUUAGGAGGAUUCCCUCUUCUCCGUCAUUUUCGAAGUUGGAUUUCUUGUCAUCGUCUCAUGGUAACGUGUCGAACUUGAGUUGUAGUCCGUCAACUCCUAGUGAGCUGCAUGACUACGAUUCUUUUUCACCCAAGUCAUCAAGCACUCCUAAAACUGAUGGAUUUCUGAAUACAACAGAAGUAGAAGUUGCCGGUGGGGCUGCUGGCGAAGAUAGAGUUCAAGCUGUUUGUUCUGAAGAGAAUGGGUGGUUAUUCUGUGGGAUAUAUGAUGGUUUUAAUGGUAGAGAUGCAGCUGAUUUCCUGGCUGGAACGCUAUAUGAAACAAUAGGUUAUCAUCUUAACUUAUUGGAUAUGGAGCUAGAGCAAGAAUUACUAAAAGUUGCUAAUGGAAGCCUUCACCAUCUCGGUGAACCUUAUCAAUACACAAGAAAAAGUGCUUUAGUAGAUGUGGAGAUGUAUUCGUAUGCUGAUAGUGUUGGGAGUAGUACCUUAGAAAUUGAAAAAACUGGUGGCUCGUACAAGGAGAGGGUACUUAGCAGUCUUCAGAAUGCUCUUAAUCAAGCUGAAAAUGAUUUUCUCCACAUGGUUGAACAGGAAAUGGAUGACCGUCCUGACUUAGUCUCCAUUGGAUCUUGUGUAUUGGUUGCACUUCUUCUCGGGCAAAACUUGUACUUGUUAAACAUUGGUGAUAGUCGAGCUGUAUUGGCUACAUACGAUGAAAACAGUGGCAGAAGUGCUAAUGAUGGCCUCAUAGCUGUCCAGCUUUCUGAAAUUCAUUCUGUUGAUAAUGAAGAUGAAAGAACUCAACUUCUUCGUGAUCAUCCUGAUGAUCCCUCUGUGAUUUAUGGUGGAAAAGUCAAAGGAAAGUUGAAAGUCACUCGUGCACUUGGAGUUGGCUACUUGAAGAAGAAACUCAUGAAUGAUGCUUUGAUGGGUAUUCUUCGAGUCCGCAACCUUGUUAGUCCUCCAUAUAUAUCAGUGCAGCCUUCACUGAAAGUUCACGAAAUUUCAAAUUCUGAUCUUUUUGUUGUCCUUGGAAGUGAUGGUUUAUUUGACUUCUUCACUAACGAAGAAGUCGUAAAGCUUGUUCACUCCUAUAUUUCUAGUUAUCCAAAUGGUGAUCCAGCAAAAUACCUUGUUGAGCAGCUUCUAAUUAGAGCAGCAAAUUCUGCAGGAUUUACUAUUGAAGAAUUGCAAAGUAUUCCGGCAGGAAGAAGAAGAAAGUAUCAUGAUGAUAUCACUGUAAUGGUUAUUAUCUUGGGUAUGAAUAAGAGAACCUUAAAAGCAUCCACUCGCUUGUGAGUGCCAAUAAGGACACAUCAAAGUUGCCAUAUAUUUUUCCAGCUCUCGUCUACAUUAUUUUUGCAAUGCUAGGACAAACUAUUGUUUGGAAUUGUAUAUAGCGUUAUUUUCCGUCGAACACCGUCAUCUCUUUGUUGGAAUAUUAGCAUAGCCUAUGUUACCUUCUUGGGACAAUUUUUGCAAUAUAAGUUGCAACUAGAGCAUGUCUAUGUGAACAGAGUUUUAAAUAAUUGAUAUCUUAUAUGGUUUACUUUCAUAACCUGUUUAUAUUGUACAUCCAAUUGGGUACAUAACUAGUGGUAAUGUAAGGCUUGAAAAAGAAGCAAAGCGAAUAUGGAGAAUCUUGAUGAAAGGAAUGGUAAGUUCUAAUUUGACAUAGGAGCCUAUUCUGUAAGGGGCUCUACCAGUACCACACAAGUGAUAGAUUCCAAACAGGAGAAAGUUAUUCUCAUGAC
Oldenlandia corymbosa var. corymbosa is the source of this 4222-nucleotide messenger RNA. The record is from the annotation of a GenBank genome assembly. NCBI's taxonomy places the organism in Eukaryota, Viridiplantae, Streptophyta, Magnoliopsida, Gentianales, Rubiaceae.